Molecule: messenger RNA, 2752 nt
Organism: Asparagus officinalis (garden asparagus)
Lineage: Eukaryota; Viridiplantae; Streptophyta; Magnoliopsida; Asparagales; Asparagaceae
Product: protein TPX2
Exons: 23
Coding region: 215-2638 (807 amino acids)
Biological process (GO): mitotic spindle assembly; regulation of mitotic spindle organization; activation of protein kinase activity
Cellular component (GO): nuclear microtubule; mitotic spindle
Molecular function (GO): protein kinase activator activity; microtubule binding
Source: RefSeq, a predicted model, not a curated record
AAUUCUCCCCCCAUUUUCAAAAAAUCCGACCGUUGGAAUCCCUAACGUCUAAUUGCUUUCUCCUUUUCACCAUCAAAAUCCCAAUUUUUCUCCCCCAUAUUCAGCGAGAACCCUUCGCUUCCUCGCAUUAGAAUCCGAGCCCUAACUAUCCUUUUUGGUCCUCCUCCUCGAUUCUUCGAAGCAAAGUUGGAAUCUUGCGAAGGGGCUUUACCCAAUGGGAAGCGAAUCCAAGGGUGGAGUUGAUGCUCUUCAGAUUGAUGAGACCUACGAGUUCUGUGCGCCUCGAUUCUUCGAUUUCAUGAACGAGGAGACUGAGGAUGAGGUCAAGAGCGCCGAGCUCUGGUUCGAGAUCUCUCAAAGCUACGCUCCGUCUCCGUUUAUACUGAAGAUUAAAGAAGGGAGGUCCAUCCAAAUUGAUAGCCUCUGCGAUUUUGGAGAUGUGGAGCAAACUGACGAGAAGAAACAAGAUGUUACGACUUGUGCCGAAGAAACAACAAGAGGUGCCCAGAAUUCCAUUGUUGCUGCGGAGGCUGGAGCAGGCGACCGGCAAGAAAUGAAGGAUGGGAAGAUGUCCUUUGAAUUUGCUCCUGAAGUUAGGCCUUGUGACACUAGUCUACCUAUCAAAGGAGAGAAAAGUGCAUCAGAGCCAAUAGAUACAGUGAGCAAGGAACCCUCUUCUUUCGCCUUUCCUAUUCUUCCCUCGUCCAGUAUGGCUUCAGCACCAGCUCGGACUCCUAAAGCAGUAGUUACUACUGCUAAAGGAACGGGACCUAGUAGUUCCAAGAAGCAAGGAGCAUCUGAAGCUUGUACACCCAAACCUCAGAGAGUCCCAUCCAAAGGAGUGGCAGCACCCAACAGCUCAAAAAGCCAAACUGCGAGAAAAAUAGCUAGCAUAAUUAGGCAGCCAUCUGCACUGAAGUUGAAAGAUCAGACACCAUGUGCACAAUCUUCAAAGAGCAUCAAGCCACCAAAAAGUACAAUCAAGUAUCCUGGAAGCACACACGCAAAGAAUAAAACUGACAUUGCUCAAGAGAAUCAAGCCAUUAAAAGGCAAAAGCUUGACGGGGGGAAUUGUAGACAGAUACUCAACGUUAAAACAAGAGUGUUGCAUCAUAAAUCGAAGCCAGAUUCAGCUGGCAGUACAGAUAUAUUUGCUUCAUUGCAUAGAGGCUCUCGGGAAGGCUCAUUGACACAAAAGGAACAACCACCAUUCAUUUCGACUGCAGAGAUGGUUAAUAAGUUUCAGUCAAAGACCAGAGAUAUACAGUUAUCACAAAACAAACCAGGUUGCCAUGAAAGUGUUGCUUCGAUGAUAAAAAACAGACCUAGACUUAAGCUAACAAGGCCAAAGGAACCCGAAUUUGAGACUGCUCAACGGGUUCGUGCAGUUAGGAUUAAGAGUUCGGCAGAGUUGGAGGAAGAGAUGUUAGCGAAGAUUCCCAAGUUUAAAGCUCGCCCUGUAAACAAGAAGAUACUUGAGGCACCUUCACUUCCAUCACUUGUUAGAAGUAUGCCACAGCCACCUGAGUUUAAGGAAUUCCAUCUUAAAACAAUGGAGAGAGCAAACCAACAUGCAGAAACAUCUUCUGUGGCCUCCUCUGUGGAUACUUCUACUACACAGAAUCAAAAUAAGGCAUGUAAACUAACUGAACCAAGACCUCCUCGUCUUGAGACCUCACUACGAGCACGACCUCCAAAGAUCAAGAGUUCUCAGGAAUUGGAGCUAGAGGAGCUUGAAAAGCUACCAAAGUUCAAGGCUAGGCCAUUGAAUAAAAAGAUUCUUGAGAGCAAAGGUGAUCUUGGGUUGUUUCAUAUUCCAAAACCUCAAAUAACAACACCUCAGGAGUUCCAUUUCGCAACUGAUGAGAGGCUGGGUCCCCCAUUACCAGUUACUGAGAUGUUCGAUAAGCUCUCGAUUCAUUCCGAAUCUUCUUCUCGACAUGAGCAGCAAGAGAUUCCUAGGAUUACUGUCCCAAAUCCAUUUCAUCUCCACACAGAGGAGAGGGGACUUGAGAAAGAGAGACAGUUCACAGUCCACAUACUACAGAAACAGCUGGAGGAGGAGAAGGCUCGAGUGCCUAAGGCAAACCCUUAUCCUUACACUACAGACUAUCCAGUGAUACCACCGAAACCUGAACCAAAACGGUGCACAAAGCCUGAGGCUUUCCAAUUGGAGAGUUUGAUACGACACGAAGAAGAGAUGCAGAGAAUAAUGGAAGAAAAGGAGAGGAUGGAGAGAGAAGAAGCACAAAAAAGAUUGUUUAAAGCACAACCAAUAAUGAAAGAGGAUCCUAUUCCUCUUCCAGAAAGAGAAAGAAGGCCUCUCACUGAUGUCCAAGAGUUUGUGCUCCAGGUGGAUCAUAGGGCAGUGGAGAGAUCAGAGUUCGACAAGAAGAUAAAAGACAAAGAACUUAUGUACAAGAGAUUGAGGGAGGAGAAUGAGGCUGCGAAACUGGUUGAAGAAGAGAAGGCAGUAAAGCAAAUGAGAAGGGAAAUGGUGCCUCAUGCAAGGCCUCUGCCCAAGUUCGAUAAUCCGUUCCUUCCACAAAAGUCGACGAAGGAUCUAACAGAAGCGAGAUCGCCGAUGUUACGUGUGAAACAGAGAAAGGAGCAGCGCAAGCACGCAUUUCUAAGAUGACAAGUCAUGUACAAUAUGUUCAAGACUGCUUGAACCAGUCUGAAACUUGUGAUGUAUCAUGUAACAACUCUUGUAUCAAUGUAUUUUUAAAAAUAUCGGCUCUAGUUUCUUGUU